UCCUGUCGCAUAAUGUAGCUUCACGCUACUAGGAAAAUGGAGUAAAGAGGAAAUGUUUAUUGACAACCGCUGAUUUUCGGGUUUAUAUGCGCGUGUUUUGUUUUAAUCUAUAAUUAGUAUAAUUGAACACCGAUAAUAUAAUUUAAACUCUGGGAGAAUGGCACCCCCCACUGUCUACAACAUCAGAGUCUAUUUCCAGUUGUUUUUUAUAAUCUGCUGUAUGUUAUUGUCUACACAGUCAACGGAAGCAAAGAAUUCAGAAGACAUCAGAUGCAAAUGCAUUUGCCCACCGUAUAAAGAACUUCCUGGGAAGAUAUACAACCAGAAUGUGUCACAAAAAGACUGCAACUGCCUGCAUGUGGUGGAGCCGAUGCCAGUGCCUGGGAAAGAUGUGGAGGCUUAUUGUUUGCGAUGUGAAUGUAAAUAUGAAGAGAGAAGUUCAGUCACUAUAAAAGCAACAAUCAUUAUUUACCUGUCCAUCUUGGGUCUGCUGCUUCUCUACAUGGUGUACCUGACAUUGUUGGAGCCCGUCCUGAAGAGACGUCUGUUUGGGCACUCCCAGCUGAUACAGAGUGACGAUGAGGUGGGGGACCACCAGCCCUUUGCUAAUGCUCACGAUGUGCUGUCUCGCUCUCGCUCUCGGACCAACGUGCUGAACAAAGUGGAGUACGCUCAGCAGCGGUGGAAGAGGCAGGUCCAGGAGCAGCGCAAAUCUGUCUUUGAUCGGCAUGUGGUUCUGAGCUAAAACCUGCUGCUCCCUUUUAACAUCAUGUCCUCCAUGAAAUUGUGACUGGAGAAGUGCGAUCACUGUGACUGGGUCUUCCAAACCACUCCAGCUGCUCAUAAGCCUCUCCUCCCUGCCCACCUGUCUAGGGGUUAGCUCUGAUGACUGCAUCUUCCAUCUUGUGUAUAUUCCUGUAAUUCCUAUGAUUCCUGUAAUGUUAAAAUGAAUAAUCUUGAUUUUGAGGUCCCGUGACAAAAGUACAAGCACAAAAUAGAGCAGCCACAAACACAAUAUUUGAAACUUUUGCCAUCACAAAAGGCCAAAAGGCCUUGGACAAAAAAGAAAUUGGACUGUUCUAGUGGGGCUUAGUGUUUGAUAAAAAUGUAGAAUUGCACAUUACUUUUUAUUGUUUGCCCAGCACAGACUCGUUGACUCACCCACUCAUUCAGCCAUUCAUAUUUUGACACAUGUGCUGGACGUUCAGUGCCGACUGGAGUAGAGGCAUGUCUCACUGAUGUUAUCACAUCACUCAGCCUGCAGAGGCCUGGGAAAUUGCAGAGGUUGUGGUUUUGCCAGACUCCCGAGAGAGCCUUGGCCAGCUAAUCCCAACUCUACCCCUGGCAGCACAGUUGUGCUCCACUGCUUGAGGAAUCCUGGUUAUUGUUGGCUAGUAACAUUAUCCAGGGUUCAGCUCUAUGGGUGUUCUUUUUAAUAUAGCAAGGACCCACAUAUAAAAGUGAUUGUAAGGAUGUAUAAUGUAGUUGAUCAUGAUGCGUGUUUGGUAUUUUUCUUUGGGUUCAUGUGGGAGCCAAAUGGUCCUUAAAAAAAUGAAUGAAUAACCUUAGUUACAUGUAUUACACCUGUCUUAUGCAGAAAUUAAUGCAUGAACUCUUGCAAUUUUAAAAAGAUAAUGUAUAAAACUAAUACUGCAUUCCUAAUACUGAUCAAAAUAUGCAGCAUUAAGAAUAAUUACCAACUAUAAAUUGUGAAAUUUCCAUGAUGACUGAUCUUGCUUUUUCAUAGAUAUUAAAAUCCAGUUUGAAAGACUUUUUUUAAAAAAAACUGAAGAGCAAGCAAUUAUUUCUGCUUACUCAUGCUAAUGAUGCAGUAUCUAAACAAUUACACAGGUAUAAUAAAUGUUAGUUCCAUAGUUAUACUUGAGUGUUAAUUCUGCUAUUAUUUUUUCAUAGUGAUGAAUUUCCUUUGCUAAAAACUGAUAUGAAGGCAGUUUUGGAACAAUAGUUGCUGUCUUAUCCAGUUGAUUAAACCCCUUUUCUCCUUUGUUUGGACCUGCCUUUUAGUGUCCAGAGUGUUGUAUAUGAUAUGACAAUCUUUCUUCCUGUUAUUUGUCAGAAGGAAGUUUUUUGAUUUCAAGUUUUAAAAAACUAUUCAAAUCAAUAAUUCUUCAAUAUAAAUCAUAUUUAAAAAUCAAUUUUUGUAACAUUAAUUGAGCUUCUAAUGAACAAUGUACAUAGUAAAUAUAUUCACCAUUAAGAUGUAAGUAUUGCCAAUUCUUGUUAAAACAUGCUUGAUGAAAAUCGGUUCUCUUCAAAAUAAUUUAAAAAAAUGUAAUUUACCUUGGCACCUAAAUGUAUAGUGCUUAAUGGCAGUCAGAAUAUAAUUGUCUUAAUGCUAAAACAUACAAUGUUUCUAAUCUCUUGUACAAUUUGUGUUAUAACUUCUGCAUUAAAGUUAAAUUCCUUAUCAUGUACAAUC
This is a messenger RNA of Lepisosteus oculatus (spotted gar), 2440 nucleotides long. It is a transcript of the gene tmem9b, whose product is annotated as TMEM9 domain family, member B. Gene Ontology annotation, biological process: positive regulation of canonical NF-kappaB signal transduction. Gene Ontology annotation, cellular component: lysosomal membrane. Lineage: Eukaryota; Metazoa; Chordata; Actinopteri; Semionotiformes; Lepisosteidae. The record is from RefSeq and is a predicted model, not a curated record.